AUGGAGCUUGGGCGGCCCCCGAUACGGACGGCGGCGAAGCUGCGCGACAGGAGGCCGAAGCCCAAGAACCGCAUAGUAAUUCCCCUGUCCUCGAAGCCGCGCGACUAUGUUCCCGGCAGCGGCCCGCCGCUGCAGCGCAUCAGCCUGCUCCCGCCCGCCGACUCGACUGCCUACAUCGUCGAGCGCAUCCUGCUGCCCUCUCCCGGGCUGGCGCCCAAUGGGAAGCCACUUCCGAAGCGGAUGACCUACAUUGUCGGUUGGCGGGAUCUGCCGGCCGCGACGCUGCUCGUGCCGGCCAUGAAGAUCCUCAACUACGUGUCGCCCCGUGCGCUCGAGGAAUGGGAGUGGGAUUUGGAGAUGCAGCUGGACGAGGACCGCAAGAAGCUGGUUGAGGAGAGAAAGAAGGAGCUGGAGCAGCCGGUCGAGGAGCGAAACAGGACGGGCAAGAAGAGAGGACGCCCGCCGGCGCAUACCGCCAUCGAGGCCGGCGCCGUGGCGGAGGAGCCCGAGACAGAUGCCCAGGCACGGCAUAAGGCCGGUGCCAUGAGCCUGUCCACGCCAAACAAGAAGAGACUGGAAGAGUUUGAGGGCCUGUCCGACGAUGAGAAUAUGAGUCCAUCGCGUCAACUGGCACGUGAGAGUGCAUGGGAAACGGGAGAUGACUCCGGGGAAGCAUACGAGGGCGUCAUGGAGCUGGACUACGACGCUGUUGAACGUGCGGGCUGGGAGCGGCCGAUGGAUGUCUUCAAUGAAGCUUCUGACAGCCGAGAUACAUUUGGCGAGUCAGCUCUGGGACCGCCAAAUCCCCUUUUUGGGACGAGCUCGGGGACGCAAUCGCCAUAUGAGACCCCGCCGUCUACCGCCUUAUCCCGGGAGCGGAAUCCUGGCAAUGGGGCUCUUCCCAACAGGGGUUUUGUCUCUUUCACCCCCACGAACGGGACAUUCACAUCACAAAGAGCCGACAGCGCCCCGCUCGUGAAACGAGAAAGAAGCUCGGCCACGAGGUCCAAGGCCGAGCCACGAAAAACAAACCCCUCGAAGAGGCCGAGGCCGAGGCCGAGUACGUCUUCGAGCAGCAAGUCCGCACGGGCGUCGGCCCCGGAGUCGAAGCCAGUGGUGGAUGAAAGCGGCGAGCCAGCAUGGGUCGUGCAAUGCAUCCAGGGCGUGGAGCUCUACGAGGUCGAGGGCCGCGGCCUGGUGCGCUACUUCAAGGUGUUAUGGGAGGGCGAGUGGCCGCCGGACCAGAACCCGACCUGGGAGCCCGAAGAGAACCUACCCGCCAACCUCGUCCGCAACUAUUGUAAGCAGGACAGGAAGCGGAGGCGGGCAACGGCACGAAUAAAACCAGCCAGCGCAAAGAAGCCGGUCCCUGUACCCAGGACGACCGCCACCAAGGCGCGGCCACCACUCCCAAAGCCGAAGUUGGUCGCGGAGAAGCAGUACAAGUCUGUGAGCGACGCGUUCACAGGAGGCGAGGAGGCGGAAGACCUGGGGCUGGUGGGCUCCUGGGAAGAGAGCACGCCGAGCGGCGGAGAGCCGUCUCAUCAGGGGGGUGAUGAUGACGCCGACGAGGAGCUGCUGGUGGUGGACGAGGCAGCCGAGGAGCCAAAGGCCACACCGUCUUGGAGAGGGGCCGCGGGUCCGUUUGGAGCAUUCUUAUUUUGA
Messenger RNA from Purpureocillium takamizusanense, 1665 nucleotides. RefSeq lists its product as uncharacterized. The coding region runs from base 1 to 1665 and encodes 554 amino acids. The transcript has a single exon. The record is from RefSeq and is a predicted model, not a curated record. Lineage: Eukaryota; Fungi; Ascomycota; Sordariomycetes; Hypocreales; Ophiocordycipitaceae.